GGUUUUAGUGUUUGGGAAGUUGGGUAAAAAUGGGAAGUUUAGUGUGGGUUUUGUUAGUGGUUGCAUGUUCAUAUGGAAGCAGUGGUGCAAGUGGGUACAGGAAAUAUGAAACUGGGGGUGGCACUGUUGAUGACAAGUUGAAUGUGCAUUUGGUUGCUCACUCCCAUGAUGAUGUCGGCUGGUUGAAGACCGUGGAUCAGUACUACAUUGGAUCAACCAACCACAAUCAGUACUACUCGCAUGAAUGUGUAGAGAAUGUGCUGGACUCUGUUGUUAUGUCACUGCGCCGCGAUCCCAAUAGGAAGUUUGUAUUUGCUGAGAUGGCAUUUUUCAAUCGAUGGUGGGAAGAGCAAAGCCCAGAGAUUCAAGCACAAGUAAAACAGCUAGUAGCUUCUGGGCAGUUGGAAUUCGUAAAUGGAGGGUGGUGUAUGCACGACGAGGCAGCGUCCCAUUACAUAGACGUGAUUGACCAAACAACUUUAGGGCACCAGCUCAUAAAGACUCUGUUCAAUGUAACUCCGCGUGCUGGGUGGCAGAUCGAUCCAUUCGGGCAUUCCGCAGCGCAAGCUUAUCUCUUCGGGGCUGAGUUGGGGUUCGAUUCUGUGCAUUUUGCGCGUAUUGAUUAUCAAGACAAAGCAAAACGUAAGAAUGACAAAUCUCUUGAGGUUGUAUGGCGCGGCUCCAAAACUUUUGGAUCUUCAUCUCAGAUAUUUGCAAAUGCAUUUUAUGAUCACUAUGGUCCACCAUCUGGUUUUCGUUUUGAAGUGAAGGAGAACUUUGUUCCAAUCCAGGAUAAUCCUCUUCUUUCCGACUUCAACGUGGAGGAGCGUGUUAAUGAUUUUAUCAAUGCUGCUCUGUUUCAGGCAAAGGUAACGCGGGCAAAUCAUAUCAUGUGGACCAUGGGGGGUGACUUUGAAUACCAGUAUGCUGAGACUUGGUUCAAGCAAAUGGAUAAAUUAAUUCAUUAUGUCAACAAGGAUGGUCAAGUAAAUGCUCUAUACUCUACUCCAUCAAUUUAUGUUGAUGCAAAGCAUGCAGCUAAUGAAAUCUGGCCCCUCAAAACAGAUGAUUAUUUUCCAUAUGCAGACCGUGAAAAUGCUUAUUGGACUGGUUUCUUCACCAGUCGCCCAGCUUUCAAGCGAUAUGUUCGUAUGCUGAGUGGAUACUAUCUGGCAGCUCGCCAACUAGAAUUUUGGACUGGAAGGAAAUCCACUGGUCCUAACACUUACAGUCUAGCAGAUGCUCUAGGAAUUGUGCAGCACCAUGAUGCUGUCAGUGGUACUGCAAAACAGCACACAACAAAUGACUAUGCGAAACGAUUGGCAAUUGGAGCUUCAGAGUCAGAAAUUGUAGUGAACUCAGCUUUAUCAUGCCUGGUAAAUUCAAAAUCAAAUGGUCAAUGUGAUGGAUCAACAUCAUCAUUUAGCCAGUGCCAAUUACUCAAUAUAAGUUAUUGCCCACCAACUGAGGAAGAUAUAACAGAAGGGAAGAGUUUGGUUAUUGUGGCCUAUAAUUCACUUGGAUGGAAUCGUACUGAUGUCAUCAAGAUACCAGUUAAUGAUGCUGAUCUUAUUGUACACGAUUCCAUGGGAAAUGUUGUAGAUGCACAAUACAUAGAGUUGGAUAGUGUUACAAGCAACUUGAGAGAAUUUUAUGUUGAGGCUUAUAUUGGAAAAUCACCAAAAAAAGCGCCAAAGUAUUGGCUUUUGUUCCCAGUAUCUGUGCCACCUCUAGGAUUGAAUUCUUACUUUGUUUCUAAAGCAUCUCAGAAAAGGGGUCACAAUAAUGGCUAUAUUACAGCGAUGGGUCUUCAAAAUGAUGAAACUGUUGAAAUUGGACCGGGGAAUCUGAAACUGUCCUUUUCGUUGGCAUCUGGACAACUUACACGUAUUUUUAAUUCAAGAACAGGGGUGGAUAUACCGGUACAACAAAGCUAUCUUUGGUAUGGUUCGGGAUACCAGUAUCCACAGGCUUCAGGUGCAUAUAUAUUUCGACCAGACAAGUCAACUCCAAAUACUGUUUCAACAUCGGUUCAACUAAAGGUCAUACGUGGACCCUUGGUCGAUGAAGUUCAUCAGCAAUUCAGCUCAUGGAUAUCUCAGGUUGUUAGAGUUUACAAAGAUAAAGAGCAUGCUGAAUUUGAAUUUACUAUUGGCCCGAUUCCUAACCGUGGUGAAGAGAUCAUCACAAAAUUGACAACUAAUAUGGCCACAGACAAAGUGUUCUACACUGAUUCUAAUGGAAGAGAUUUUCUUAAAAGGGUUAGAGAUUACAGAUCUGAUUGGCCCCUCCAAGUUAAUGAACCUGUAGCAGGAAACUACUAUCCGAUCAAUCUUGGAAUUUACACAGUGGAUAAUAAAUCAGAGUUUUCUGUUUUGGUUGACCGUGCCACUGGAGGAGGCAGUAUACAGGAUGGGGAAAUAGAACUAAUGCUCCAUAGGCGAACAAUCUAUGAUGAUUCUAGAGGAGUAGAAGAACCUCUUGAUGAGACAGUAUGCGUUGGGUUCAAAUGCGAUGGACUAAGCAUUCGAGGGAACUACUACGUGAGUGUCAACCAAGUAGGCGCUGGAUCUCAUUGGCGCAGAACAACCGGCCAAGAAAUCUAUUCACCCCUCCUCUUGGCUUUUGGACAUGGGAAUCCCGAAGAAUGGAAGGCAUCUCAUUUGACAAAGGCCACCAUGAUGGAUCCAAACUACAGUUUACCUCCUAAUGUUGCAUUAAUUACUCUGCAGGAGUUGGCUGAUGGAGGUGUACUACUCCGUUUCGCACAUCUAUACGAGGCCGGUGAAGAUGCUGAUUAUUCGUCAUUAGCUAAAGUGGAACUCAAGAAGAUGUUCCCUGGGAAAACAAUAAAGGCGAUCAAGGAGAUGAGCUUAUCUGCUAAUCAAGAAAAAUCUGAGAUGAAGAGAAAGAGUUGGAAGGUUGAAGGUGACAAUGGCAGUGAAGCUACUCCCAUUCGCGGUGGUCCUGUUGAUCUGUCAAGUUUAGUAGUCGAGCUCGGUCCCAUGGAGAUACGCACUUUCGUGUUAAGUUUAGUCGAGCUCGGUCCCAUGGAGAAUGUGAGCAGAGUUGGUACACAACCCCACAGCUCAGCAUAAGCUUAUUAGUUGAGCUGUGUGUUUUCCUCUUUUCUGUUUGUGGCUGUUACCCUUAUUUCUAUAUGAGGGUGAAUAAGGCAUUUGCCUUUUAACACGAAAUGUUAUGAAUAAACGUGUUAAUCCAUUAACAUUUUUUUAAAAAAAUACAUUUUAUAUCUAUCUAGUAUUAUAAUAAGAUGCGUUAUAAAUUAAUACU
Ipomoea nil (Japanese morning glory) is the source of this 3294-nucleotide messenger RNA. Its product is annotated as alpha-mannosidase-like. NCBI's taxonomy places the organism in Eukaryota, Viridiplantae, Streptophyta, Magnoliopsida, Solanales, Convolvulaceae. Bases 30 to 3098 code for a protein of 1022 amino acids. The record is from RefSeq and is a predicted model, not a curated record. Gene Ontology annotation, molecular function: carbohydrate binding; alpha-mannosidase activity. The transcript is spliced from 29 exons. Gene Ontology annotation, biological process: mannose metabolic process.